AUGGAAGUGUAUAUGGAUGACAUGCUCAUAAAAAGCUUGAAAGCUCAAGACCAUUUGGUUGAUCUACAGGAAACGUUCCAAGUCCUCAGGAAACACCAGAUGAAGCUCAACCCAAGUAAAUGUGCCUUCGGAGUUUCCUCUGGGAAAUUCCUCGGUUACAUGGUAAGUAGAAGUGGGAUAGAAGCUAACCCUGAGAAGGUCCAGGCGAUUCUCAACAUGCAGUCUCCAGCAUCGACCAAGGAACUUCAAAGAUUGACAGAUCGCAGCUCUGAACAGCGAUCAAGGCUGUUUCGGCCUUUAUUUUUUCGGCGUCAGAUCUGGGUCACGGUUAUUUCAUAUGCCGGCGAGACCCAGCAGCGGAUUCGCAGCUGGGUUCAUCUUUCCGGCGAUCUGUUUCGUCAUCCGAUGUUGCGGCUGGUUCGCAAUUCUUCUCCGGCGUCAAGGCUGGAUCUUUGCGGCGUCGCAGCUAGUUUUUCUUCUUCUUCAGAUCUCGGCUUGGACCGGCGAUCUAUUUUUUCGGCGAACAGCGGCUGGUUGUUCUGCCGGCGAGACCCAGCAGCGAUUCCAGCGGCUGUUCAUCUUCUACAGCAUCGCGGCUUUUCGUCUUCUGUAGCGCCGUUUUCUGGGUUCAUCGGCGUCGCAGCUUGUUUGCUGGUAUCGCUGGCGAUUCUUGGCUGGUUUACCCAGCUCUGCCGGUUGUCUUCUCCGGUACUGGCAGAUGUUAUAGCGGAAUUCAUACCAGAAAAUGGGCCCGAGCAUACUGCAAAUAAGGAGGAAGAAGCCGAAUCUACUUGGACGUUAUAUGUGGAUGGGUCUGUCAACGCCCGUGCAAGUAGGGCAGGGCUAGUAAUUAUCUCCCCAAAUGGGGAAUGCAUCAAAUAUGCACUCAGGUUUGGUUUUAAAGCAACCAACAAUGAGGCAGAGUAUGAAACCCUCCUAGCAGGCCUCAGGAUGGCGAAAGCUUUGGAAGUUGAACGAUUAGUAGCAUAUACUGACUCUCAACUAAUAACUGGACAAGUUCAGGGGGAAUAUGAAGCCAAGGAUGAGAAGAUGAAGACCUAUUUACAUAAGAUAGAGGAUAUCAAGGGUUUUUUUAAGAAGUUUUCUAUUCGCCGGAUUCCCCGAGAAGAGAAUGCGCAGGCAGACGCCCUGGCUCAAAUGGCAAUCACAGAGGAAGAUAAAGCUAUACCCGUGGGAUAUUUGGAUGAGCCUAGCACGGUCUGGGAUUGGCCACAGAAAAUACACCAGGUGGCCCACAGCAUGGAGUGGGCAGAACCCAUUAUCAGGUACAUUGAGAAUGAAGAGCUACCCCAGGACCGCAUGGAAGCAAAUUACAUUCUAAAAGACAUACAUGAAGGCCUUUGUGGAAAUCAUGCUGGGGGUAGAUCACUAGCGCAUAAAGCUAUCCGACAAGGAUACUUUUGGCCUACUAUGAGGACAGAUGCACUUGAGUUUGUGAAGAAAUGUGACAAGUGUCAGAGAUUCGCCAAUGUUCGGAGCACCAAGGUAAUUGUGACCAAUAAUGGGAAGCAGCUUGAAAGUGAGCAGUUCCUCGAUUUUUGUAAUGAACUUGGGAUCAAAGUUCAUUUCUCCUCUCCUGCCCAUCCCCAUGCCAAUGGGCAAGUUGAGGUCACGAAUAGGACAAUAUUAAAGAUGAUCAAGACGGGCCUAGAAAAGGCCAAGGGUUUAUGGCCUGAACAACUACCCGGAGUUUUAUGGGCCUAUCGCACUACCGUAAGAACCCCCACUGGGGAGACCCCUUUUGGGUUAGCUUUUGGAAGUGAAGCUGUGAUCCUGGUAGAAACAAAGGUUGCUACCUUCAAAACCAAGUAUUUUGAACCUCAACAGAACGGGGUGGAACUACGAUUAAACCUAGACCUGGUAGAAGAGAAAAGGAAGCAGGCCCAGGUCAAGGUUGCGGCUUACCAGCGGAUGAUAUCCAAGUACUACAAUGCCCGGGUCAAGCCAAGGAGGUUCGAGCCAGGAGACCUGGUGCUUCGCUAG
This is a messenger RNA of Cornus florida, 2004 nucleotides long. RefSeq lists its product as uncharacterized. The record is from RefSeq and is a predicted model, not a curated record. Gene Ontology annotation, molecular function: RNA-DNA hybrid ribonuclease activity; nucleic acid binding. The transcript has 6 exons. Gene Ontology annotation, biological process: DNA integration. Bases 1 to 2004 code for a protein of 667 amino acids. NCBI's taxonomy places the organism in Eukaryota, Viridiplantae, Streptophyta, Magnoliopsida, Cornales, Cornaceae.